Molecule: messenger RNA, 2550 nt
Organism: Fragaria vesca subsp. vesca
Lineage: Eukaryota; Viridiplantae; Streptophyta; Magnoliopsida; Rosales; Rosaceae
Product: probable galacturonosyltransferase 4-like
Exons: 9
Coding region: 119-2083 (654 amino acids)
Molecular function (GO): polygalacturonate 4-alpha-galacturonosyltransferase activity
Source: RefSeq, a predicted model, not a curated record
UUGGUUCGGUAGAAAUGGCAGUGAUAACAUAGAUCUCCCUCUCUCUCUCUGCAAUCCCAAUUCUGAAUCCAUCCGGCGGUCAAGUGACAACUCUUCUGGGCUUCCUGAAAAGGGAAAGAUGAUGGUGAGGAAUGUGGUUAUGAUCUUGCUGUUUGUUACAGUGAUUGCUCCCAUCAUUCUUUACACCGAUCGUCUUGGCUCCAUCCACACCUCCUCUUCUUCUUCCUCCUUUCCUUUUAUCUCAGCAGCCCAAGACGAAUUUGUUGAAGAUGUUACUGCUUUUCCUUUCAAUGCUCAUUCUGGCGGCCGUCUAAAUCUGCUUCCCCAGGAAUUAUCCACCCUUAAAGAACCCAUUGGAGUCGUCUACUCCGACAACUCUACUGAAUCAUUUCCAGAGACAAAGGAGAGCCAAGCCAGCACCAAUCACUCCCACCAAGUAUCAGCUAGAGUGUUGUCUACCACCACCAACGAACAAGAUCUAUCUCAAAAAGAUAACCCUAUCAUUCAGGUCACUCAAACACUUGACCAAGGAAACCAACUUCUGGCGGCCGAGUCUGGUGCAAAAACAGCAACUUCUGAGAAGAAAACUGAUAAUGCUUCCCAGAAUACGCUUAACCAGAAAUCCACUCAGACCUCCAUAAAGGUUGAUCAAAGAGAAUCUGUCAAAACUGUAUCAGUAAAAAACAUUCACGAAACAACUAUUACGGAUGGUCGAGUCAGACAUCUGAAAGACCAGCUCAUCAGGGCAAGGGUCUACCUAUCUCUUCCAGCUGCAAGAAACAAUCCCCAGUUCGCAAGGGAGAUUCGACUGCGGAUAAAGGAAGUUCAGCGAGCACUUGUGGAUGCAAGCAAGGAUUCUGACCUGCCAAGGAAUGCGAAUGAUAGGUUGAAGGCAAUGGAACAGACAUUGGCUAAAGGAAAGCAGAUUCAAGAUGACUGUGCUGCUAUGGUGAAAAAGCUUCGAGCUAUGCUCCAUUCGAUGGACGAGCAACUCCGGGUCCACAAGAAGCAGACUAUGUUCUUAACGCAAUUAACAGCGAAAACAGUUCCUAAGGGACUUCACUGUCUUCCCUUGCGCCUCACCACUGAAUACUAUUCCUUAAAUUCUUCUCAAAUGAACUUUCCUAAUCAGGAGAGAUUAGAAGAUCCCCUGAUGUACCACUAUGCAAUCUUCUCAGACAACGUAUUGGCGACGGCAGUUGUCGUAAACUCAACUGUUACACAUGCGAAGGACCCUGCAAAACAUGUUUUCCACAUUGUCACUGACAGGCUAAAUUAUGCUGCGAUGAGAAUGUGGUUUUUGGUAAAUCCACCUGGCCAAGCCACUAUUCAGGUUCAAAAUAUUGAAGAAUUUACAUGGUUGAAUUCAAGUUACAGUCCUGUCCUGAAGCAAUUGGGUUCUGCCUCCAUGAUAGAUUAUUACUUUAGGACUCAUCGCUCCAGUUCUGAUUCAAAUUUGAAGUUCCGAAACCCAAAGUACUUGUCUAUCCUGAACCAUCUCCGGUUUUACCUCCCGGAAAUCUUCCCGAAGCUCAACAAAGUGUUGUUCUUGGAUGAUGAUAUAGUUGUGCGGAAGGAUCUUACAGGUCUCUGGUCCCUUGAUUUGAAGGGAAAUGUUAAUGGGGCCGUAGAGACUUGUGGAGAAAGCUUCCAUCGCUUUGACCGGUAUCUUAACUUUUCAAAUCCUCUCAUCUCAAAGAAUUUUGACCCUCAUGCUUGUGGAUGGGCAUAUGGAAUGAAUGUCUUUGAUUUGGAGCAAUGGAAGAAGCAAAACAUCACAGAGGUGUACCACAGAUGGCAGAAGCUGAAUCAUGAUAGACAGUUAUGGAAGUUGGGAACGCUGCCACCUGGUCUCAUAACUUUUUGGAAACACACAUAUCCACUUGAUCGCUCGUGGCAUGUGCUGGGCCUUGGUUAUAACCCUAGUGUAAGCCAGAAGGAGAUUGAUCGAGCAGCUGUUAUACACUAUAAUGGCAACAUGAAACCAUGGCUGGAGAUAGGCAUACCCAAAUACAGAAGUUACUGGGCAAAGUAUGUUGAUUACGAUCAUAAGUAUAUGAGAGAAUGCAACAUCAAUCCAUAAAUGGGUCUUAUGGUAGUUGGAAGUUUUUGCACAAUACCUUCUAGGCCGAGACCAUAAAUUGUGACAGGUUUUCCUCUAGCUCCCUCUGUAGACAUUUCUUUUUGUUCUGGAGUAACAAGCUCUGAAGCUUCAUUCUUUCUGUAUACAUGUUGAUUUUUUUUUUCCUGGCUCGUCGCUCUUUCCUACUUAUUGGACUCGAGUUAUGAUUAUAGAAAUCCGUAGAAUUCACUUUGUCUUGUAAAUCUUUUCUCUAUAUAUAGUUAGUGUAUUGUACUUGUUCUCCUUGUAUCUUGCAUAGAUGUUAUGAUCUCUUGUAGAGCAUUCUUGUUCAUGUCCUUUGUAACGUGUACAUACAUGCAGCUCCGUAUUGGUAUGCUACAUAAGUUGAUUGCAUAUUUUGGAUGAGUAUUACCGGAUUGACAUAUUAUGUUUUGUUGUUGGAUGGAAUAGACGUUAUUUUACUUCAA